Messenger RNA from Leptopilina heterotoma, 3228 nucleotides. RefSeq lists its product as uncharacterized. Gene Ontology annotation, molecular function: nucleic acid binding. Gene Ontology annotation, biological process: DNA integration. The coding region runs from base 1 to 3228 and encodes 1075 amino acids. The record is from RefSeq and is a predicted model, not a curated record. NCBI's taxonomy places the organism in Eukaryota, Metazoa, Arthropoda, Insecta, Hymenoptera, Figitidae. The transcript has 2 exons.
AUGCACUGUACGCCAGUAGACGAUCUUCAAGAUCAGCUUCAACGCUUCUGGGAAAUGGAAAGUUUGCCAAACAAUCAACUGACUAAGCCAGACGACGAAUAUUGUGAAACGCAUUUUGUCAACACACAUAAACGCACUCCUCUAGGACAAUAUCUCGUUUGUCUUCCAAAGAAAACUGAACUUCCCGCCGCCGCAGCCGAGACUCGCAACCUAGCUUUACGCAGCUUGUACGCAACGGAACGCCGAUUUAAUCUAGACGACAAGCUAGCUAAAGAAUACCUCGAUUUCAUGGAAAAAUACAAAUCUGAUGGACACAUGGAACUCAUCCCAAAAGACGAAUUGAACAAUCCAAAAGCCUGGUACAUUCCACAUCAUGCAGUGAUUAAGCAAAUAAAUAACCUAGAUUGGAAACUUCGAGUGGUCUUUAAUGCAUCUCGUUUGACUUCGCUAAAGUUAUGCCUGAAUGAUUUUCUGCAUGCCGGACCUGCAUUACAAAAAGACAUUGGCCUUAUUCUUCUGAACUGGCGAAGUCCUGAGAGUCCAAUCGACGAAUAUAGACUCUGCACAGUCACAUACGGUACGGCAUGCGCUCCGUACCUUGCCAUCCGCACGCUCAAACAACUAGUAAUCGACGAAGGCGCUCUAUUCCCCCUUGGAGCCGAAUGCCUACAAGAAAAUACAUACGUAGACGACAUCUUCGACGGUGGCGAUGACGUCCUUCAAGCCGCAAAGAAACGAAACCAGGUGAUCAAUUUAUGUGCAAAGGGCAACCUCAAAUUGGAUAAAUGGGCAACGAAUCACCCUGAACUCCUCCCCUUUUCUUGUGAAUCACCGUCAUGUAAGACUAUCGACCAGCUUUCAAUUUUCAAGACGUUGGGGAUUCUUUGGAACUCGAAUGCUGACCACUUCGAGUUCAAGUUCGUUCAAGAAACGUUUAUUCCUGAAAAUAUCUCGAAAAGAACGAUUGCUUCUUGCAUCGCCAAAUUGUACGACCCCUUAGGUUGGCUGUCCCCAAUUACAGUUGCUGCCAAAAUCAUGCUCCAAGACAUUUGGAUUCUAAGAGUUGAUUGGGAUGCUGAACUCCCAACCAACAUACAGAAGCGCUGGACGCACUAUUACGAAUCUCUAACCACACUAUCAAACGUUAAGAUCCCACGCUGGCUGAGAACAUUCUCAAACUCUCAGUUCGAACUUCACGGCUUCUCCGACGCAUCCUCACGAGCCUAUGCUGCCGCAGUAUACUUGAGAGUCAUUAAGUACCAGGGAAUCGCCCAGGUUACUCUCCUCGCAGCUAAGUCCAAAGUCAGUCCAAUAAAAACUGUUUCUAUACCUAACCUAGAACUUUGCGGAGCUGUUCUCCUAACGAGAUUAUUACGGUACGUCAGAAGGUUGACUCACCUUAAGAACGCGACAGUAACAGCUUGGUGCGACAGUCAAGUAACACUUGCCUGGCUAAAUCAGCAUCCAUCAAGAUGGAAGACUUUCGUGGCUAACCGUGUUUCAUAUAUUCAAACCGAACUCCCUUCGGCAGUUUGGCGACACGUGUCUAGUCACGACAAUCCGGCAGAUCUAGCCACAAGAGGUAUUAGCCCAGAAACCCUCCAUGACAGCCGUCUCUGGUGGAACGGUCCACAGUGGCUGUCCCUACCACUCGACAAAUGGCCUUCUCAAUCCCAAGAGUCUGAAAUCGAGAGCACCGAGAUUCAAUCAUUCCUCGCAGUUCGACCAGAAGUCGACGACGAAAUACUUUCAAGAUUCUCCUCUCUAAAGAGACUGUUUCGAGUGGUAGCUUACUGUCUCCGAAUCUGCAGAAUUUUCAAAGGAAAUGGAUUGAAAGACUCGCCAGAGGAUACUUCUCUCUCAGUCGCAGAAUUGGCAUCAUCCAAAAGUAAGGUCCUAGUAAUAGCACAAACAAGAGCUUUUGCAGAGGAUAUAGCUACACUCAGAAGGGAAAAAUGCGUUCCCAAAAGUAGUGUUAUCCGAAAUCUCAAUCCUUUUCUCGACGAAGAGGGCGUGCUUCGCGUUGGAGGACGCUUAACUCACUCUUCCUUAGCUUUCUCAAAGAAACAUCCACCAAUCCUGCCAAAAGACUCACCUCUAGCCCCUCUUUAUGUAGACUUAGCGCAUAAAGUUUCAUGCCACGGAGGACCAAAGUUGACACUGAGCAUUCUUAGAAACUUAGUGUGGGUGAUUGGUGCAUCCUCACUGGUUCGCAAACUAGUUCGCAAGUGCGCGCUAUGUCACCGAGUAAAACCUCGCUUCCCGACACAAUUGAUGGGGGAUCUUCCACCCCCCAGAAUCGAGCCAGCCCGACCGUUCACAAACUCGGGCCUCGAUUACGCUGGGCCAUUUCACUUGCGGACCACCAAGGGACGAGGCUUUAAAUCCUACAAAGGUUACAUCGUCAUAUUUAUCUGUUUCGCAACGAAGGCGAUUCAUCUAGAAGCAGUAAGCGACAUGACGACCGCAUCCUUCAUGGCUGCCUUUCGCAGAUUUACAGGAAGAAGAGGUUUGUGUCGACAAAUCUUCAGCGACAACGGAACGACUUUCCAAGGAGCCGACAGAGAGCUGCGAUCCAUGUUUAAAAGAGGAUCUGCCUUUUAUUCCGAAACCGCAGCCACACUAGCAAAUGAUGGAACCGAAUGGCGUUUCAUCCCUCCAAAUUCACCUCACUUCGGCGGACUAUGGGAGGCCGGGGUGAAGUCAGCAAAACACCAUCUAACUAGAAUGAUGUUCUCUCGCAAAUUUACCUUUGAAGAAUUCAGCACUCUCCUAGUCGAGAUUGAGGCCUGCUUAAACUCCAGACCCCUGUGCGCCAUGUCUACGGAUCCAGAAGAACUCAACGCCUUAACGCCAGCGCACUUCCUCAUCGGAAGUACAUUGUCGAUGCUCACUGAUGAAGAACCACCGAAUAUACCAGAAAAUCGACUGAACCGUCAUCAACUCCUACAAAAAAUCAGAAACCAUUUUUGGAAAAAGUGGUCCAGCGAGUAUCUUCAAUCAUUACAAGCUCGAGGAAAAUGGCAGCAAACCUCGGAAAAUCUCUCAGUUGGACAAUUAGUGCUAAUCCGAGACGAUCGGUAUCCUCCAACCAAGUGGCCCCUAGGGAAGGUCAUCGAAGUUCAUCCAGGAUCGGAUGGAAGAGUCCGAGUGGCCACGGUCAAGACAAACCACGGCACAUAUCGUCGCUCUAUCGUACGACUUAGCCCAAUACCGUCUCCUAACUGA